Molecule: messenger RNA, 1009 nt
Organism: Anopheles funestus (African malaria mosquito)
Lineage: Eukaryota; Metazoa; Arthropoda; Insecta; Diptera; Culicidae
Gene: Polr3H
Product: DNA-directed RNA polymerase III subunit RPC8
Exons: 2
Coding region: 223-954 (243 amino acids)
Biological process (GO): DNA-templated transcription; transcription initiation at RNA polymerase III promoter
Cellular component (GO): RNA polymerase III complex
Source: RefSeq, a predicted model, not a curated record
AAAUGGGAUAUUGGCGAUGAAUGUUGUUCAUAAUUUGUAAACAAUCAUUUGUACAGUGCACGAACCGCGCAUUAUUUUACAUUACGAGUGAUUUUAUGAAACUAAGAAAGUUGUCUAGUGUUUUAUCAUACGACAAACGGGUCAUUUUGCAUAUUGUGGACUACUCACGGUUUAUGGUUGGUUAUUAGGUAAAUAAGAAGUAUAUCUUAGAAGUUACGCCAAAUGUUCGUAUUGGCGGAGUUGAAAGACAACGUGCGAAUAGCGCCGGAAUUGUUUGGUUUGAAGCUUCCAGAGGCAAUCAAAGAUGAAAUAAACCGAAAGUUGGCAAAUAAGGUACUAUUGAAUGUCGGUCUUUGCAUCGCUCUAAAAGACAUCAUACAGUUGGGCGAUUCAAUCAUAUUACCCGGCGAUGGUGCCUCUCACACGGAGGUAAACUUCCGGUACAUUGUGUUCCGGCCCAUCAUUGGCGAUGUGAUAACAGGCAAGAUACGAAGCUGCAGCCGGGAAGGUGUUCACAUAACGCUCGGCUUUUUCGACGACAUACUCAUACCGCCGUCCGCUCUGCAGCAUCCUUCCCGCUACGAGGAAGCGGAACAGGCAUGGGUAUGGGAAUAUCCACUCGAGGAUGGUAACACACACGACCUAUACAUGGACAUAGGCGAAAGCAUCAAGUUCCGUGUUUCGGGAGAAGUGUUUGAAGAAAGUUCACCCAUCGGUCCACCGGACCAGGAAGUUCCAUCAAGUUCGGCCGGUACGAGUGCGGGUGGAGCAGGAACGAGCAGCGUAACGGAAGGUAACAAGACACCGUACCGCAUCGUAGCGGCCAUUAACGAAUCCGGGUUAGGUUUGCUGUCUUGGUGGGUACAACAAAAUCAGGAAGAGGACGAGGAAGGCGACGAAGAAGAGCAGGAAGAGGAGGAACAGGAACAGGAUUCUGGUGGAGAGAAUGAAUAAAGCAUACAUACCUGUUAACCUGAAGCAAAUCGGUUCACAAGCAGUAGUAAACAUA